This is a messenger RNA of Colletotrichum karsti, 1293 nucleotides long. RefSeq names its product GDSL-like Lipase/Acylhydrolase. The record is from RefSeq and is a predicted model, not a curated record. The transcript has 2 exons. Lineage: Eukaryota; Fungi; Ascomycota; Sordariomycetes; Glomerellales; Glomerellaceae. Bases 1 to 1293 code for a protein of 430 amino acids.
AUGUUCUCCCUCAAGACGGCCCUCGCGGCCCUUCUUCUGGCCUCACCCUUGGCACAAGCACGCCCGCGCUGUCCCACCAGAGACGAGAGGGAAUGGGUGACCGUCUGGGGCACGAUGCCUCAACUCACCGAGCCAGCUAACCUCCCUCCCGCGCCCUUCAACGAAACAGGCCGCGUCUUCAACGACGCAUCCCUCCGCCAGACAGUCAAACUCUCCCUCCCGUCCUCGACCCUCCGCCUACAGAUCAGCAACGCCUUCGGCGCCUCCGACCUCCCCAUCACGGCCGUCACAAUCGCCCGCACCGCAAACAACACCGCCGGCACAAGCGCAAUCGACCCAGACUCCCUCCAGGUCGUCACCUUCUCCGGCGGCGGCGCCUUCACCGUCCCCAACGGCGCCGUCCUCUUCUCCGACCCCAUCGACCUCGCAGCCGACGCCCAGUCCGUCGUCUCCGUCACCAUAUACCUCGCCAACGGCCAGUCCACAAACAGCAUCACGGGCCACCCCGGCAGCCGGACCACCUCGUUCCUCGUCAACGGCAACCACGUCGCCGACCAGGACCUGGCCGACGCCACCACCACCGACCACUGGUACCUCAUCAGCGCCAUCGAGUCCUACGUCCCCAAGGGCUCCUCCGCCGUCGCCAUCGUGGGCGACUCCAUCAGCGACGGCCGCGGCUCGACCACGAACGCGAACAACCGCUGGCCCGACCGCCUCCUCGCACGCCUCCAGAACACGUCCUCCACGCAGGACGUCGCCAUCGUGAACCAGGCCGCGGGGGGGAACAGGGUCCUCGCGGACGGCCUGGGCCCCAACGCCCUCGGCCGCGUCGACCGCGACGUCAUCGCCCACACGGGGGUCCGCUACGCGGUCGUCUUCAUCGGCGUCAACGACAUCGGCACCGCCGCGACGGACGCCGCGACGCAGAAGGCCGUCGGCGACAGGCUCGUGGCCGCGUACGACCAGAUCGUCACGCGGCUGCACCGCUUCGGGAUCGCCGUGUUCGGGGCCACGAUCACGCCGCUGACGGGCGAGGGGCAGGCGUACUCGGACCCGGAGAGGGAGAGGACGCGGCAGCGGGUGAACGCGUGGAUUCGGGAGGGCGGGCGGUUCGACGCCGUGUUCGAUUUCGACGAGAUGGUCAGGGACCCCGCGGCGCCGGAGAGGUUGAGGGUGGAGUUUGAUACGGGGGAUCACCUGCAUCUCAACCCGGCCGGGUAUGAGGCCAUGGCUGCCGGGAUCGAUCUGGGUGUUUUUGAGAGGUUUAGGGAGGGGGUCUGGGGGUUGACGUGA